AUGAGUGCUGGUAUACCACCACUUAUUAUGGUUAUUAUAAAAUGUAUUCUAUCACGAACAUUUGAUGCACUUGAUUUUCUUGUUUUUCUUAUAUCGGCUAUUGUUGGACUUAUAACACAUAAUCCAAUUGUACUUUUAUUAGAAAAAUCUAUUAUAACAGGAAUUUUAUCAAUUAUAUUUGGUUUAACAUUAAUCCCAUUACAAUGUUAUCAACACUAUUUACAUAUACGUCCACUUGCUUAUUAUUUUUAUCAAGAUUUAGUACCAAUAAAACGAUAUGAUGUUGGAUUACCUAAUUAUAUAUUUGAAAAUGAACAUGAAUCAAUUAAUGAACAUACAAUAAAAAAAUUAUCUUAUAAAAAAGAAAUUGUUCUAGUUUAUGAAUGGCUUUAUAUACAUUGUUCAUCAUUUCGUUCUACAUGUUAUAUAGUAACAAGUAUUUGGUCAAUAGGAUUUCUGUUAGAAUUUCUUGGUCGACUUACUUUAAUUCUUGUUCGUUUAUCAAUUAAUAAGAUUGUUAUUUAUGAAUAUGUUAUAUUGAGUUCAGUAACAAGUAUAAUGAUUCUAUUAACAAUUAUUUGUAUAGUAAAAGAAAGAAAACAAACAUUAAUAUUUAUUAAACAAUGGAAAAAUGAUCAUUUGAAUGUUCAACAAGAAUAA
This is a messenger RNA of Rotaria sordida, 660 nucleotides long. NCBI's taxonomy places the organism in Eukaryota, Metazoa, Rotifera, Eurotatoria, Philodinida, Philodinidae. The record is from the annotation of a GenBank genome assembly.